GCGCCUCUUCGAGAAGCGAUCGAGUACGAAUGGGUUCAGUUCCCGGACGACUUCGUCCCAGAUCAAUACAGCGGUUACCCGACUCAGGAAAGUGAAGACGAGUGGGCUAAACUUUGGGAUUUUGGCGAGAUCAACGUUCCAUAUGAGAAUUUGCAUCUUCUCAACAAAUCAACGGAUAUGCCUUGGCAACGGACUGAUCCAGAUGAGGGAGGUGGUGUUGUGGGAUUUCUUGAAGUAUUCCAUGUUAUCCACUGCCUCGAUAUGGUCCGUCAAUUUAUCUACAGAGACGAAUAUGACUAUAGUGCCAACCCACUGUUCGACGCGCCAGAUCAUGUAGUUUGGAGACAUGUCGACCACUGCAUCAAUACCAUCAGAAUAAGCUUACAAUGUACAUCUGAUGUAACACCUUAUCUUCAAUUUCUGGCUCCAGAAAAGCCAGCAGGUCUAGACGCCGACUUCAGAACUCUGCAUACGUGCCGGAAUUUUGAUAAAAUUAGGGAUUGGAAUCGGGAGCAUAAGACUACGCUGCAUAUUCCAGAGGGUCAUGAACAUCCCUUUCAUAAGGAUAUGGAUUUGGAGCAAUACCAACACUCCUCAUAA
Molecule: messenger RNA, 600 nt
Organism: Hyaloscypha bicolor E
Lineage: Eukaryota; Fungi; Ascomycota; Leotiomycetes; Helotiales; Hyaloscyphaceae
Exons: 4
Biological process (GO): mycotoxin biosynthetic process
Source: RefSeq, a predicted model, not a curated record